CUCUCCUUCUGAAUCCAGUCUCAGCAUCAAUCAAGAUUUCAAUCCAGCGCCGUUCGCUGCAAAACUCAACAACCCACGUUCGCUAAGAACCCCCCUUAGGAAGUCCUCGUUGACUCCUGUCAUUCGCUUGUUUCCUUACUGUCGCUUUUAUUUUUCCUUUUUUUUUUAUCUUAUUUGUUCGACUUUUUGCGCCAUCAAGGUAUCUUCAAGAAGUAUCUACCGAGAAAUUGAAGGCGUAACGAACAAACCCCCAAAAAGACAUUUAGCCAAUACCAGCCUAAAAAAGCCCCGGAAUACCUCGCAAUUCAUCGAAAAGCAAAGGAUUUGUAGCGCAAAGUGGUUGGCGCUCGAAUUUAAUCGUGGCAAAAGACAAAGAAUAAAUCAGCUAUUAGCAAGCAAUAUUGGGCUUCAGCAUUCGGAAAUCCGCACCUGCAGACAAAUCUGCGUUAUUUUGCCGCCUUAGCUUGCCACAGUCUCCGCAUCGUCAAAACAGCCCACUUCGGCCCUAGCCGACGGUACCGUCACUCUGGCCUUGCUUCAGCCGCAAGCUUCUAUCUUUCGCACGAACCCUACGACAUCCCGCUAAAGUAGGGACUCAUAUCCGCACCAAAGCCAAGUGACGAAGCAGAAAAAGGCAAAGAGAACGUUGCAUCAGUGGCCUCAUUCGUUCGGCUCUGAUUCAACCGCCUCUUUUACUACUCCGCCCGCUCACGUACACUGUGCCCCGGAUUCGCAUCUCACCUUCGGCCCUACUGCUACUAUUGGCGUGACUGAUAUAUCAUAUCAAAGGUCCCUGCAGCAGUGACAACCUUGUGAUAGCCUCAUCAUUCGCUCCUCACCUACCUGACCAACACAGACGCUCGCUACCCUUCUUUGCUGCCUUGACCCCUCUCAUCGGCGUCACUAGCGGCUUCUUCAUUUCUCUCGUUCCUCUUUGAGCUCUUCUCUUUAAUAAAGCUUUGCACAAUGGCUGGUCCCGGCGGUGGCCCUCCUCGUCGCAGCCACACCAAGUCCCGCAAGGGCUGUGAGACCUGCAAACGUCGGCACAUUCGAUGUGACGAGACGUUCCCUCAAUGUCGCAACUGUACCAAGCACAAGAUCAGGUGUCCAUACAAUGACAUUCCUAUGUCUGAUGAGCGCUCCGGCUCGCCCGAUCAACCUGAUCUGAUGUGGACCCCAGAGUACAAGGCUGUCAUUGAACAAUGGCAGAACACCGGUGUAUUCCCCUUCCCCGGAAUGAACAUCUACCCGACUCCCAACCCACAGUACCUUUCGACUGAAGACUUGAGGUUGAUACAUCACGUUGCUUCCAUCAGCGAUCAGAUGCUGAGCAUGGAUGCCGAUGGUUUCACUCUAUGGACUCGGCAGAUUCCCACACUCAUCAAGAUCGGCGCCACAACCCCCUACGUCAUGCACGCAUUGCUAGCUUUUUCGGCCAUGCACAUCGCUUUCCUCACGGAUUGCCCUCUCGUUGGCAACAUGGCGUACGAGCAUCGUGGUAUCGCAUUGAAGGGUCUGCAGGAAGCCAUCGGCACAUUCUCGAGGGAAACUUCAGACGCCAUCCUUGCGGCUUCUCUUGUACUUUCUUGGCAAGCCACUGAUUGGCGCAGCUGGACCCAUCUCAUGCAAGGCACUCGAGUGGUGAUGGAAGCAAUGGAGCCCUGGAAGCACGAGUCCCAAUUCGGCGACUUCAUUGCUGAGAGCAGCACAUUCCCCACCGCGCCGCCGUCGCCCACUCCUGACCAUAAACCUAGCCAGCCACACCAAGAGGACAUUGACGCCUUUCAACGCACACUUCAGCAGCUGCAGAAGCUUGAAAGCCACAUGAAGCAGAUUCGGGAGGAUCCCAAAGCUGUUACACAACUGAUCACAUUCUUGAAGGGUGCGCGCAAAGUCAGCCCGGCGUUUAACGUUGCCCAACAGUUCGAGCGUCUCCGCGACCUGAGGACCUGGCUCUUCUGGCUUCCCGUCGACUUCCUUCAGCGUCAGCGAGUCCCAACCGCUAGCUCCCUCCUGAUUAUUGCGCACUAUUACACUGUCGCCCUCAUCAUGGAGCGCCUCUUCCCAGAGAUCGGCGCGGCUUACUUUGGCAGCAUGUCUAUCGCCCCCGUCGAGGAGAUUGCAAGGCGCCUACUAUCGGUCAACGUCUCAGGCAACAUGAACGAUGUCUCGUCGCCCCUGCCGCUUAUGGAGUUCCCUAUCGACACGGUCAAGGAGUUCCGGUCUCGCAUGGGAUUCGCUCAUCCUGUUCGCACGCCUUCGUUCCCUCAGUUCGACCCGCCCAACUUCUAUGUCCCGCACAGCGCGCCGAUGCAGCAGAUGCCAGUCACGACUGCCGAGUACGGGCCUUAUGGGACCACACCGGCUUUCAGCUACAGCACUGAGGACCUGUCCGUAAUCACAGCUGACCAUCUGAACACACCGGUCACGGGACCCACCAGCGCUAUCAGCCCCCUGCAAUUGUCGUCGCCGUUCACCAACCAUCAGUACCUGAACAUCCCGAGCCCUUCGUACGGAGGAUACAGCCCCGCAUCCAGCACAUUCGGCGGCGACUUUAACGACUUUUCUGCCGAGUUUGGUGACAACUCGUCCAUUGGCUACAGUGACCAUGAGGACUUUGCAUAUAAUGAUAUGGGUUUCGGCACCCCGAUGAUGGGAGGUUCGAGCAACUUUGGAGCCGGGUUCGUUACUCCAGCCCAGCCCCUGUGGACCUAGAGACCGAAAAGAUCUCGAGCCACCGUUCUAUCCCCGAAACCACGCCUUGGUCGGUCGAGCGUCCGACGCCUCAGCCGAUCCAGGACCAGCAUCGAACAAAUUUGUCUGACUUUGGCCCCUUCCCCAGGACUCCAACUUGUAUGAGCACAACGCCGACUUUUCCGCCCCCGGAAGACCCUCUUGGGAGGUUCCCAGGCCUUGCUCCCUCACCAUUCCUCAAGCCGGAACAGUUUGGAAUGCUACCUCCGCCGGAGUCGCCCAUACCUGGCCUCUCCGUCCCGAACCAUCGCCAUAACCUCUCCGUCACUUCGAUUGCAUCUUUCGCCUCUGCACCUCCAUCACUCUCAGAUUACUCUGUCGACUUCUCCCCUGUGGCGAUCAAACAGGAGAGUCGCGAAGUCUGAUACGAUUUUUACUAUUUGAGUUUUUUUCUUUGUUUUUGCCGACGUCUUUUCCACAGCUUUCGCUCGCAAUGGAACUGCUCUCGUUUGAUCGCUGCCGCUAUGACCGAUCUAAGCAUUUUCACAUUUCACAACUACAUGGCCUCCACUACGGAGAGCCAAACUUUUUAAUCUCAACUUCGACAACAGACGCAAAUGUAUUACAACACUCCUUGACUACCACGAUCGCUACCAAAACCAACUUCUGAUUGCUCGACGCAAACGAACCAUCCAACUUGAACCACGCUCCUUCACGCAUGCAAGAAAGCAACACCUCGCGCGCUCAGUCGCCCAAAGUGUUAGCAUAAUAAUCAAACCACGCUCCUUUGUCAACAUCAUCCAAGAGAUACCCACUAUAGACAUUCCUUUUUCGACGGAUGGGGGACACCUGAAACAAACCAACCUAGAGCAUAGACAUGACUCGACACACUCCUUUGACGACCUUGACGACAUUCUCAACCAUCUCAGGCAUGCUGGAGUCAUCCAUUUUAAUCAGCGUUUACACUCCUUCACGGAAAGACGGGUUCGCAUCGACUAGCUCUGCGCCCGAGAUCUUUACUGUUUCACACCAUUUUUUACGACGAUCACGAUACCCAACCUGCAUAGCGACUGUUGAACCCUUUUUGUUCCCAUUUUAUAGGGAGACUACCUUUUUGGUCUAAUUUUUGUGUUUUUUGAAUUUUCCUCUAAUGUUUCAAUCAAUAUGAUUGGAUCUACAAAACUGCAUUGGGUGGCGUUAAAAUAAGCUCUGGAUAUAUGUAUCUCAACUCUGAAGUUUUGUCUAUCCUGUUAUAUUCGCAGCUAAUAAGAAAGAUGCUUCCUUAAUUUGAUCGAGACCUAGUCCGAACCUAGAACUUCCUGUA
Messenger RNA from Pyricularia oryzae 70-15, 4018 nucleotides. RefSeq lists its product as hypothetical. The transcript is spliced from 7 exons. Bases 967 to 2715 code for a protein of 582 amino acids. Lineage: Eukaryota; Fungi; Ascomycota; Sordariomycetes; Magnaporthales; Pyriculariaceae. The record is from RefSeq and is a predicted model, not a curated record. Gene Ontology annotation, molecular function: zinc ion binding; DNA-binding transcription factor activity, RNA polymerase II-specific. Gene Ontology annotation, biological process: regulation of transcription by RNA polymerase II.